UAUACAUAAUAUAUAUUAAUUUAUCAAUGGGUUCUUGCUGUUCAUCUAAUAAGAUAGUUAAGGAAACAUUUGAUUAUCCAGAUGGAGGCGUCUAUAUUGGAGAUCUUGAAAACCAUCUUCCAGUAUAUAUAUUUAUAUCAAGUUUAGCAUGGAAGAGGGACCAUAAAAUGGCCUAAUGGAGCAUUAUUUGAAGGACAGUUCAUUGAUGGCAAAAAGACUGGUAAAGGCGUAUUUAGGUGGAAUGAUGGUUCCUAUUAUGAUGGAUAUUUUGUAAAUGAUGUCUUUCAUGGUUAUGGUGAAUAUUGUUGGACUGACUCUAAAAUCUAUAAAGGAAACUGGUCAAAUGGUGAAAUGGAAGGAGAAGGAGAAAUGCUUUAUCCAGAUGGCAAAAUUUAUAAGGGUAUUAAACUUGCAUUUAUUUUCAGGCUGUUUUAAGUCAGAUAAAAAGGAUGGCCAAGGUGAAAUGAUGUGGCCUAAUGGUGAUAAAUAUAUAGGUUUGUGGAAAAAAGGAUAAUAACAUGGCAAAGGAGUACUUAUAGAUUAUAAGGGUAAUAGAGAGGAGGCUAUUUGGAAUAAAGGAAAGAAACAAUGA
Messenger RNA from Paramecium primaurelia, 592 nucleotides. NCBI's taxonomy places the organism in Eukaryota, Ciliophora, Oligohymenophorea, Peniculida, Parameciidae. The record is from the annotation of a GenBank genome assembly.